CGUGCAACGUCAUGGAAUUCCGUAAGUGCUCCAUCAACGGCGUGUCCUAUGGCACGGGCACGACGGAGAUUGGCCGCGCUGCGCUGCGCCGUAAGGGUGUGAUAGUGCCAGCAGAGACGGAGCCGGACCCGGCCUCACGCCGCGCCAAGAUCCCCUACGUCAACUUUGAGGACCCGCGGUUGUUUAACAUUCUGGAACGGCCUAUCAAUGACGACACGCCGAACCGUGAGGCCGAGUUUUUCCUGCACCUGAGUCUGUGCCAGACUGUGAUCCCGGAGACGGUGGAGGGCAGCUCGGAGGUGCGUUUCUCGGCCUCUUCACCCGAUGAGCAGGCGCUGGUGUCGGGAGCCAAGUUCAUGGGCUUCAGUUUCGAGUCUCGCGGUCUGGGUGUUGCUCGUGUCCGCGUAAAGCGUCCGGAGCUUGUUCGCCGCUACGCUAACGGUGCGACAGGCUCCAACGUACUGCUCGAGUUCAAGAUUCUGGAUGUGUUGGAGUUCACGAGCGACCGUAAGCGCAUGUCGGUCGUGGUGCAGUACCCCAACGGUGAGUACUGGGUGCUCACUAAGGGCGCUGACAACAUCAUUUACCCCAUGCUGGCGAAGGACAAGAGCGACCCCGAAAUGAUGAAGGACACGAUGCGUCAUUUGGAGACGUUCGGCGACGAUGGUUUGCGUACGCUCACAAUCGCCCAGCGGCGUGUGGACGAGAAGGAGUACCUCAACUGGAGCGCGCGCUUUAAGGAGGCCAAUUCGUCGCUGGAAGAGAUUGACAAGCGCAAGAACGGACUGCCCAAUGAGAUCGACAAGCUGAUGACGGAAAUCGAGCGUGAUCUGGAGCUGCUGGGUGCGACGGCUAUUGAGGACAAACUACAGAAUAAUGUGCCCAGCUGCAUUGCCAACCUGAUGCGUGCUGGCAUGCGCGUCUGGAUGCUCACCGGUGACAAGCAGGAGACUGCCAUCAACAUUUCCUACGCCUGCCAGCUUAUGGACAAUGACAUGCAGCAGUUUAUCUUCAACUGCGAUCUGUAUCCCACAAAGGAUGCUAUCUAUUCGCACUUGACGGAUGCGAACGCGCAGGUACAGCGGGGCAGUGGUCGCCACGCUGUUGUGAUCGACGGCGAAUGUUUGGAGUUGACACUUGCAGAUGAGCGAUGCCAGAGCGAAUUCCUGUCGCUGGCCAUGGCCUGUGAAGCCGUAGUGUGUUGCCGUGUGUCUCCUAGUCAGAAGGCUGAAAUGGUGACGUUGGUUCGCACUGCUAACAAGAAGGUGCGGACGUUGGCGAUUGGAGACGGUGCAAACGAUGUGGCUAUGAUCCAGCGCGCACACGUUGGUGUCGGUAUCUCGGGACAGGAAGGCAUGCAGGCUGUGAACUCGAGUGACUACGCUAUCGGCCAGUUCUACUUCCUGGAGAAGCUGCUGCUGCACCACGGCCGCUUGAAUUACAAGCGCAUGUCGAUUCUCGCGGGCUACAUGUUCUACAAGAAUAUCGUAAUGGUGCUGGCGCAGUACUUCUAUAUGUUCUGCACGGGAUCUUCAGGCCAGAAGUUCUACGGUGAGUUGGGUUUCCAGCUGUACAACAUUUGCUACACUUCGCUGCCCAUCAUUGUGCUUGGAGUUUUCGACUACGAUGUGCCUUUCGAAGUCAGCAAGCACUUCCCCGAACUGUACCUGGUUGGCCCGCGCAUGGAGUUGUUCAACAACUACACCUUCUUCAAGUGGAUCUGUAGCGCCGUGUACGAGUCGGCGGUUAUCUUUGUGUUCGUGGUGUACGCGUUCAACGAAAACCUUUCGAACGCCGGCAGCGCACCCAUGGUGCAGUACGGAUUGCUGGCAUUCACGAUGGUGGUAUUGGUGGCAAACAUCAAGCUGUGCUUGCUGCAGAUGUCCUGGAGCGUCUACGGUGCCGCGUGUUGGUUCGUUGGUGUCAUCGCGUAUCUCCCGCUCACGCCCAUCAUCUCGAGCUACUGGAUUUCCAUGUUCACGACGGAGUACGGCAGCUUCCAGAACACUUUGGGGCAGGAGACGUACUGGCUGGUACUUCCGAUCUGUCUGGCCGUCUCGCUGCUUCGUCACUUUACGUGGACGGCUGUCUGCCGCCGGUUCUACCCGCAGCCGUGGCAGAUUGUUCAGGAGCAACACGUGCUUCACCAAGGCAAGAGCCAGUAUGACCAGCGCCCCACGUCUCGCAUCGACAUGGAAGCUGGCAUCCCCGUUGUCAACGGCAUGGCUGACACCGCCUACAUCAACUCGUCAUCUCCAAGCCACGGCUACCAUGCGGUAAGCGUUGCUCUCUCUAAAUAUUUCGCUCACUCAAUCAUGGCCUCUGACAUUGUUCUUUGACAUUUAACAGCAACACUCGAACGAGUAUGCACAGGCACAGGCUCAGUUCGCUGGCAAGACACGAGGAUCUGGCAGCGGAUUCGCCUUCAGCUACGACCCACAGACGUCUCUGGCCGAGUCGUACAUGUCGACGCACGACGUUCGUCAAUCCGCUUCAGCCAUGCACGAGGCUGAACACCGCGGCAGGAGGUCUCGCGAAGACUCACGAGCGUCCGACUACGAGUCGUCUCGCUCGGCGGCUGUCGUGGACUCGACGAAGGGCUCCUCGUCUACGGGGCUAUUCGUCUAGCUGCAGCAGCCAGAAGGUUUAGUUACACUAUCAUCACCGACGUGCGUACACUCUACAUACAGAGGAGCUCCGCGACGCCAAGAUCAAGCAAGCUCAGGGUGUGAAGCCGAAGAUCCGAUCGUCGUGAUUGCUCGAGAUUUUACUUUUGUUUUUGCGUGUUUUAAGCAGCUUCAGGAUUGGGGUCGUAAGGAAGUUGGAGAGCCGUUUAGAGAAGCAGGCGGCCUGCGCUGUCGACGGCAGGGCAUGCACAUAUCAACAGCGACUAGCGAGUCUAAUGAUCGUCUUCACAAAGGUCUCGAAUUCUCCUGCAACCAUUAAAUCUAUCUACUUCAAUGCUACCACAGCGCCAUCACGACAGCGCCUACAAGCAGUGUGGCUGUUGCUGAAGUUACUGCCGAGUCAUGCGAGACGGCAGCGCUUGACUCGGCAGUCACGUUCGGCGGCACCGUGUUGAUCGAGUUGAUGGCGGAGGUGCCAUCGCUCUCCUUCCCAGACCCGGCCUGGCUGGCAUGCGGCGGCUCGUAGUUCCAGUCCACGAGCGACGCCGGACGCGAGAAGCUGCAGCCGUCCGCGUAUUUCAUCGACACGUGGAGACACGCAUCGGAGAAGGAGGCGCUCAUAGCGUCCACGAUGGAGCUGGGCAGGAAGUCCUGGACCACUGGGAACACAUCAGAGCCGCUGACGCACUUGCCAGCUCCGAAGAGAGACUGGAGGUCGACGCCGUACGACUCGGAGCUGUUGGCAGCAAGCGGUAGACCGUUGACCCACGUCGCAAUGCGGUCCAGCGCCACCACGCAGCCGCUGGCCGUGUACUGGUCGCUCGACACUGUGGCCACUGCGUUGCCGUCCGAGUCUUCGUAGGCCUCUCCCUCGGCCUUGAGGCAGGCCUGGUCUGUGGGCACGCGCAGAUCUUCCAGCAGCGCUGUAGCGCGGUCUGUAGACGUGGUGUUGGCCAGCUCGCCCGCGCUCUGCAGGAACGUAUAGCCGCAGCGCUGCGAGCUCGUGCCAUUAAACGCCGGCGUCUGCGUGGCGCAGAAGACGUCGCCCAGGAGCUGCGCCAUCUUGGAGUACUGGCCCGUGAUCGUGUAGUCAAAAAGCGAGACGCUCUCGGUCUCCCACGCGGCGCAGCAGCCGCCGGCCGACGUGGAGCGCAACGUGGCCAGCGACGGCAGCAGCUGCGACCGCAGACACGGCACGAAGCCGUCCACGUACAGCGAGCACAUCUGCUCCACUUCCCCCUCGUCCACGAGCCCCAGGCCUUCGAUGAAGGUGUCCAAG
Molecule: messenger RNA, 3906 nt
Organism: Phytophthora sojae
Lineage: Eukaryota; Oomycota; Peronosporomycetes; Peronosporales; Peronosporaceae
Exons: 1
Coding region: 12-2339 (775 amino acids)
Biological process (GO): phospholipid translocation
Cellular component (GO): plasma membrane
Molecular function (GO): ATPase-coupled intramembrane lipid carrier activity; ATP hydrolysis activity; ATP binding
Source: RefSeq, a predicted model, not a curated record